Messenger RNA from Cicer arietinum (chickpea), 2408 nucleotides. RefSeq names its product probable inactive receptor-like protein kinase At3g56050. NCBI's taxonomy places the organism in Eukaryota, Viridiplantae, Streptophyta, Magnoliopsida, Fabales, Fabaceae. The record is from RefSeq and is a predicted model, not a curated record. Gene Ontology annotation, molecular function: protein kinase activity; ATP binding. Gene Ontology annotation, biological process: protein phosphorylation.
UUUCCUUUCACUCCUUCCACUCAUUCACUUUCAUUUUUCCUUUUAUUUCUUGCACAAGUUUUUAGUCUUGUUUCAUGCAAAAACAUAUACAAGAAUGACCAAGAACAUGAAUCUUUGUGGAACGUUGUGGUUUAUUGUAGCAGUGUGGUUCUUGUUUCUUAACUUGAGUUUGUGUUGUUGUUUGAAUGAAGAAGGUAAUGCUCUUUUGAAGUUUAAGCAGAGAAUAAGUGGUGACCCUUUUGGUGCUUUGUCAAAUUGGUUUGACGAUCAAGUUUCUGUUGACCCUUGUCAUUGGUUUGGAGUUGAAUGCUCAGAUAGAAAAGUUGUAAUCUUGAAUUUGAAAGACCUUUGCCUUGAAGGAACUCUGGCACCAGAGCUAGUGAACCUUGUUCACAUAAAGUCUAUUAUUUUAAGAAACAACUCUUUUUAUGGGACCAUACCUGAAGAAAUUGUAACCUUACAAGAAUUGGAGAUUCUGGAUUUGGGAUACAACAAUUUCAGUGGACAUUUAGAUGCUAAUUUUGGACACAAUAUCUCACUAGCAAUUCUUUUGCUGAACAACAAUGAACUCCUUGUUGGUUUCUCUCCCAAAAUCAAUGAACUUAAGAUGCUUUCUGAGUGUCAAGUUGAUGAAAACCAGCUAAUCAAUGUAGAUAAAAUGCCAGCUUGUUCACAAAGAUCCAUGAAAUGGCAUGUUCAUGAAAGUGAAGGUCCUAGGAGCCUGCUGGAAUAUCAUAAACUACACCGUCAUCGUCCUUAUCAUUACCGUCGCAAUCGUACCUCGCCUCUCUAUAGAUCUCCUCCUUCCGAUCCUCCAUUGCCUGCAGCAUUACCGCCGGUCACAAAGCCAGCUUCUCCUCCUAAUGAAAAUGUUCCAGAUUCUCCAGAUGAAAAUGCUUAUAACUCUCCUCCUCCUUUAUCAACACUAGACUCAGAAGUACCAAUUAAAAGCAUGUCAUCAAAGAAGAAUCAAGUACCUAUUUUUGCUGGAGUUAUAGGUUGUGUAGUUUUUCUUGUUAUUUCAACCAUUGGUAUAUAUCUUUGUAAAACCAACAAGGUUGCUAUUGUUAGACCUUGGACUACUGGAAUAAGUGGACAGCUUCAGAAGGCACUUGUGACAGGUGUGCCAAAGCUAAAGAGAACCGAUCUUGAAGCAGCAUGUGAAGAUUUUAGUAAUGUAAUUGGCAAUUCACCUAUUGGUACAUUGUACAAAGGAACUUUGUCUAGUGGAGUUGAAAUUGCUGUAGCUUCUAUUUCUGUAACAUCAUCUAAGAGUUGGACAAAGCCUUUAGAAGCUCAAUUUAGAAAAAAGAUAGACACAUUGUCAAAAGUAAACCACAAGAAUUUUGUCAAUCUUAUUGGUUAUUGUGAAGAAGAAGAGCCUUUCACUAGAAUGUUGGUUUUUGAAUAUGCCCCAAAUGGAACACUAUUUGAGCAUUUACACAUAAAAGAAGCUGAGCACUUGAACUGGGGAGCAAGGCUUAGAAUUGCAAUGGGAAUGGCUUACUGCCUACAACAUAUGCAUGAGUUAGACCCUCCAGUCGCCCUCAUAAAUCUAAGUUCUUCAACUGUCCACUUAACCGAUGACCACGCCGCGAAAAUAUCCGAUUUUAGUUUCUCCAACGAAACAUCUUCAUCCGAAAAAAAACACACUAACAUGCCAAUGCCAUCAACAAGUCCUGCAAGUAAUGUUUAUAGCUUUGGUGUUUUGUUAUUCGAGAUAGUUACAGGUCGAAUACCUUAUACAGUCGAUCAUAGCUCACAUGAAAACUGGGCAUCACAUUAUCUAAAAUGGGACAAACCUUUGAAGGAAAUGGUGGAUCCAAUUCUAACAUCUUAUCAAGAAGAUCAGGUGAAGGAAAUUUCUGAACUGAUUAGAGUUUGUGUCAAUCCUGAUUCGGAGAAGAGACCGACGAUGAAUGAAGUUAGUGAGAGAUUGAGAGAGAUAACAAAAAUGUCACCUGAAUUAGUAGUUCCAAAACUUUCUCCACUUUGGUGGGCAGAGCUUGAAAUCAAUCAAUAAAAUCAGAUUGCAGUACGUAACUAAGUAUGAGAGGUUUUAGCAUUGCAAUUCAUUUUUACUUAGCUUAAGCCUUAAGGUACAAAAAUGUUUUCACCUCUUGUAUCUAUUGUAGUAUGGUUGUUCUCAAAUAACUUGUAUAUGAGUAGUGAGAUCAAAAAAUGUAGUGAAGUUCUUUUAGGGGGUGCUUUCUUCUUUUAGUGAAGUACUAUGUGUUGUGUUAUUUUCUCGGAGAAUUUGGGAUAUCCUUCGGUUAUGAGUUACAGACUAAUUUGGGAUAUCAGAUAAGCAAAAUGCUAUGCACUAAUUUGAGAUAUCACAUAAGCAAAAUGCUAUGCAUGUCAAUUCAGUUCACAUAGGACAACUGAACAAACUUUAUGUAUGUAAA